CUGUAAGCCGAAUUUUAUCUCGAAACGGCAUCUUGUAGCGAAUGACGGACGUCAAGCCAACCUAAUCCAUAUCUAGGUAUAUACCGAGACCCAAACGACCAUCGAAUUGCUUAGCAUCGCUUAUCGAGUUAACUCUACAAGAUAAGAGGUCUCUUACGAGAGCCUCUUCUUCCUCAUGCAGAGGCGCUCGUCGGGGUCGUCCGAAGACAGCGCCGAUGUUCCUGUCAAGACCUCGCGCCCUCAAGGACAGACAAGGCUGAACGACGCAAAAUCCUCCGUCCGCCAUUCCCACGACAUUCGCCAGUCGGACCACCACCUCCAAAAUUCCGGGACGAGAUCUACGUCUGCAAGAAGUAGAAGACCGAGUAGUAAUAUUAAUUGGCGACCUUCCCAUAGUCGAGAUGGCUCUACGGAGAAACCACCCAUAGCUUCUCAUCUUACACCAGCCACAUUAUCACCCGACUACCCGAUCGAGAGUGAAAGAACGUCGAGGUUAAGACGGAGGAAUAGACAACCGCAGCCAUGGAAUCCAUGGGCUAUAUCGAUUUUGACGCUUUUUACGAGCGUUCUAGGUAUCGGCCUUCUAUUUGGUGUUUUAUACUCCUCCACCACUUUGCAUUGUGAUCCCAAGGGAUGUCGCAUGUCCUGGAUGAGCCCGUCAUACGCCAAGUUUAGCGAUUUCGAUACCGAACAUACGCGAUUUGCAACCAAGUAUUCCUUAUAUCUAUACCGUGAACAGGGGUUUGACAAUGGACCAAAGAUUAAAGGAAUACCGGUGUUGUUCAUUCCCGGAAAUGCCGGCAGCUAUAAACAAGUUAGAUCUAUUGCGUCUGAAUCAGCUAGAUAUUUCCACGAUGUCCUACAGCAAGACUCGGCUGCUUUAAACGGAGGUGCUAGGAGUUUGGACUUCUUUACUGUCGACUUCAACGAGGACUUUACCGCCUUCCAUGGGCAAACAAUGCUCGACCAAGCCGAAUACAUAAACGAAGCUAUCAGGUAUAUCCUUUCUCUCUACUUGGACCCAAAGAUCUCAGAACGAGAUCCGAGUCUUCCGGACCCUUCUUCGGUUAUCAUAUUAGGCCACUCUAUGGGAGGAAUUGUAGCGCGAACUAUGUUUAUCAUGCCGAACUAUCAAGCAGACUCCGUCAAUACGAUUAUCACCAUGUCGGCGCCGCAUGCUCGACCACCUGUCACGUUUGACCCGCAGAUCGUCAGCAUAUACAACGAUAUCAACAAUUAUUGGAGGCGCGCCUAUUCGAAAAAAUCGUCAGCUGAAAACGCUCUGAAUCAGGUCACACUUGUGUCCAUCGCUGGCGGUGGUUUAGAUACUGUCGUACCAUCGGAUUACGUGGGCUUGGAAUCUAUUGUGCCUGAGACCCACGGUUUCACCGCCUUCACAUCUACGAUCCCUCACGUUUGGACAAGCAUGGAUCAUCAAGCAAUUACAUGGUGUGAUCAGUUUCGUAAGGUUAUAGUCCGUGCGCUAUAUGAUGUCGUCGAUAAUCGAGGAAGGUCGCAGACGAAGUCACGAGCGGACAGAAUGAGGGCCUUCAAAAGGAGAUUCUUAACCGGAUUAGAAAGCUUCGUCGAGAAGACUCUACUAGAUUCGGCACCGUCAACAUUACUCACGCUAGAAGACCAUACUACUACCGUACUUCCAGCGGAUGAACAUCUUGUUCUUCGCACCCUAGGUUCACAGAGGAAGCCUAAGGCGUAUCUUCUCCCAUUGCCGUCAGGCGAAUUUGCUAAGGAGAAGAGAUUUACAUUGCUAUCAGACAGUCAUCUGGAUCGGCCGGAUGAAGAUGGCAAGCUAGAAGUCCUAUUCUGCAAUCUCUUUCCCGCACAUGCUGGACAAUCUAACAUACCAUUCUCGGCAAAUAUUGACCUUUCUAGUGAUGAUGGAGCGUCGACCAAAUUUGCUUGUAAAAAUACUGCAUCCGACGUAGUAUCCUUACCUGCCUCUUCCCGUUUCACGAAGGAAACCUUUUUUAGGGAGGACGAGUGGCAAAUUCCGCCAUUCUCAUAUCUCGAGUACGACAUGGAGGACACCUUAGGCUAUGAGUUUGUGGCGGUUGUCGACAAGACUGCAUCUCCUACGGCUGGUUGGUUGCUGGCCGAAUUCAGCGACAAGGCUGCUUCCCAAGUGACUCGACAUAUUGGUAUGAGGCGCCUACUAAGCUUCGGCUUGUCGGUUCAUCUUCCCGCGAAUCGACCGAUGGUCACCGAAGUCAAGCUUCCAUCUGUUCAAAGCAGCCUUUUGGCAUACAAUUUGAAGAUCGAUGGCCAAACAUGCAACGAACGAGAGCAAAUAUUCACCCCGCUUGUUCGCCAAUACAUAUCUGAGCCCUACGAGUCAAAGUACUUUGUCAAUGCUGAAGAGGUCGAGAUUAGUCUUCACGGUGUCUCACCUUAUGUGCCUCCGCCAAUGAAGUCUAGACUAUCCGAUGAUGGCCUUAGCCUCCAGUUUUGGACAGACCCAACAUGCGACUCCGGCCUUUCUAUUCGUAUUACAAUUGACUCCCUGGGUAGUCUCGGGAAGUUGUAUAUGCGUUACCGCACUAUUUUUGCAUCUUUCCCUUUGCUUAUAGUUGCACUCGUAUUACGAAAGCAAUUCCAGGUCUACGACAACACCGGAGUUUUUAUCCCCUUUUCGGAAAGUCUUGACUUCUGUCUGAGGCGGUCAUUGCCGAUGCUUCUUUUGUCUAUGACUCUUUUGUCACUUUCGAUGGGACAGUCAGGUUCGCCUGGGUCGAAAAGCCUUUCGUUUUGGCAGAACAAUACGGGGAUUAUCAACUUCGCGCAGAAUGACCUGUUGGUAGGUACUUCGGACCCGUUCUUCUGGUUUCUUAUCCCGAUGAUCGGUAUCAUCUGCGUCGGAGUUUGCAUGGGUCUCCAUUAUGUAGCGCAAAUCCUCACUUGGUUGCUUAGUACCAUCUACAGUUGGGUUUCUGCUCGGCCAGUCAUUCAACUACAGGAGAAGAAACGAGCCCUAUCGCCAGCAGUUGCGCCUUCGUCGCCAACGCGAAGACUUAUUACUGCAGUGUUUGUCUUUAUUUUUGUUUCGGCAUUUGUCCCAUAUCAGUUGGCAUAUGUGGUCGCGUGUCUCGUGCAGCUAAGCACUGCCGUCAGAGCCAAUCGAUCUGCCCGUGAGACACCAUCAUUGGCCAGUUCUAACUUCAACAAUUAUGUUCACUCCAUUUUCCUGUUGAUGUUGUGGAUCCUACCAAUCAAUUUACCGACCGUGGUUGUCUGGAUACGAAACUUAACCGUCCAUUGGUUUACGUCAUUCUCAUCUUACUACAGCAUACUAUCGAUUUUACCAUUCAUAGUCCUUGUUGAAAACCUCACAGCUGGCAAAAUGAUCCCACCCUUGACAAGUCGGCUUCGACACAUGACAAACAUUAUCUUCUUCGGCACAGCCGUCUACGCCGCUAUAUAUGGCGUGACGUAUGGAUACAUGAUACAUCAUCUGGUAAAUCUAAUUGCGGCCUGGCUCGCUGCAAUUCAUUCAGCAUCCGAUUCCUGGACACUUUCCGGAAUAAGCUCGAUAUUUGAAGGCGAACUUGCCGAAGAUCGCAAGCAGGGCAAGGAUCCUUGAUUAUCAGCUGAACUUGGGUUACUCGUUCCCUAACUGUAUAUGGGCGAGCCUCAAAAGAAAGACACGCCCAAAAUGUUUGGAUAUAGACCGACCUCGAGGCUCGGUCUUGCAACCCAUAUCACAUUAGAUAUCAAUCCAAACCGGGCAGGAUGCUCUUAUUGGAACUUUUGGUUCCUUGUAUAUAUAUUUUAAACCCGUUCCUAUGUUGCCGGAAGAGUUCGACGUUUACUUCCAGCUGCUCCUUGACAAUCCUCUCAUAGUCAGAGCGUACCUCAUCGAGUAGCCCUCACCUCGUCACUCAGGACGAGGAUAUUUUC
Molecule: messenger RNA, 3915 nt
Organism: Annulohypoxylon maeteangense
Lineage: Eukaryota; Fungi; Ascomycota; Sordariomycetes; Xylariales; Hypoxylaceae
Product: PGAP1-domain-containing protein
Exons: 2
Coding region: 176-3598 (1140 amino acids)
Biological process (GO): GPI anchor metabolic process; endoplasmic reticulum to Golgi vesicle-mediated transport
Cellular component (GO): endoplasmic reticulum
Molecular function (GO): phosphatidylinositol deacylase activity
Source: RefSeq, a predicted model, not a curated record